This is a messenger RNA of Drepanopeziza brunnea f. sp. 'multigermtubi' MB_m1, 864 nucleotides long. RefSeq lists its product as uncharacterized. Gene Ontology annotation, biological process: respiratory electron transport chain; aerobic respiration; tricarboxylic acid cycle. Gene Ontology annotation, molecular function: 2 iron, 2 sulfur cluster binding; electron transfer activity. Gene Ontology annotation, cellular component: mitochondrial membrane. The record is from RefSeq and is a predicted model, not a curated record. Lineage: Eukaryota; Fungi; Ascomycota; Leotiomycetes; Helotiales; Drepanopezizaceae.
AUGGCCUCCCUCCGCUCAACCUCCCGCCUCUUCGCGGCCAGCAGACCAGCUUUCCGCUCUGCAAUGCCCGUACGCGCAUUUGCCUCGCAUGCGACGACAGGAGCUGCGCCCGCCAGCAAGACUUCCCAGACUGUGGAGACCUCCAGUGAUCCUGCGGCGAAGACAAAGACCUUCCACAUCUACCGCUGGAAUCCCGAUGAGCCGACUUCGAAGCCUCGUAUGCAGAGCUACACCCUGGAUCUGAACAAGACGGGCCCCAUGAUGUUGGACGCGUUGAUCCGCAUCAAGAACGAGGUUGAUCCCACGUUGACCUUUAGACGGAGUUGCCGAGAGGGUAUUUGCGGAAGCUGCGCCAUGAAUAUUGACGGUGUCAACACGCUUGCUUGCUUGUGCCGCAUUCCUACAGACACCAAGAAAGAAUCCAAGAUUUACCCGCUCCCCCACACCUACGUCGUGAAGGACAUUGUCCCCGAUCUUACCCUCUUCUACAAGCAAUACAAGUCCAUCAAGCCAUACCUCCAGCACUCCGGCCCCGGCCCCAAUAACAAGGAAUACCUGCAGUCCAAAGAGGACCGCAAGAAGCUCGACGGUCUCUACGAGUGCAUUCUCUGCGCCUGCUGCUCGACUUCUUGCCCUUCGUAUUGGUGGAACUCGGAGGAGUACCUUGGCCCGGCUGUCCUGAUGCAGAGCUACAGAUGGUUAGCGGAUUCGCGUGACCAGAAGAAAGAGGAACGCAAGGCGGCCUUGGACAACAGUAUGAGCGUGUACCGAUGCCAUACCAUUCUUAACUGCUCGAGGACGUGCCCUAAGGGUCUAAACCCAGGGAUGGCGAUUGCGGAAAUUAAGAAGGAGUUGGCUUUCUGA